This is a messenger RNA of Fonsecaea nubica, 1476 nucleotides long. RefSeq lists its product as hypothetical. Gene Ontology annotation, molecular function: transmembrane transporter activity. Gene Ontology annotation, biological process: transmembrane transport. The transcript has 7 exons. NCBI's taxonomy places the organism in Eukaryota, Fungi, Ascomycota, Eurotiomycetes, Chaetothyriales, Herpotrichiellaceae. Gene Ontology annotation, cellular component: membrane. The coding region runs from base 1 to 1476 and encodes 491 amino acids. The record is from RefSeq and is a predicted model, not a curated record.
AUGGGUUCCGUCGCGCAGAAUCUGGAAGAGUUGAAGGGCAAUGUGCACCUCGAGGAGUUUGCUGGGGAUGGCGAGCAUGCUCUCAGCCCGGAGCAAAAGGAGUUCAUCAAGAAGGAGAAGCGAGUCGUUCGGAAGCUCGAUCUAUACAUCACGCCCGUCAUGCUUCUUCUCAUGCUGAUCAGCUACCUCGACCGUGGCAACAUUGGUUUCGCUGCCACCCAGGGCAUGACCAAAGAUAUUGGGCUGACUGGCAAUGAACUGAACACGGCCGUCUCGAUCUUCUAUCUCACAUACAUUCUGUCAGAGUUCCCAACCACCAUGUUCGUCAAGCGCCUGCAAUUCUACCGCGUUAUUCCCGUCCUCGUCUUCGCCUGGGGUCUUGUGUGCAUGUGCACGGGCUUCAUCCAGAACUACGCCGGCCUAAUCGUUUGCCGCUUGCUCCUGGGCGUCUUUGAAGGCUGCUUGUUCCCAUCAAUGACCAUGUUCUUGUUGAACUGGUAUCGGCGUGAAGAAGUCGGCCAGCGCGUUUGUUACCUUUACAUUGGCUCGGCUCUGUCCGGCGCCUUUGGCGGGCUGAUCGCCUUUGGCAUUCUAUACAUGGACGGCACGGCCGGCUACCCCGGAUGGCGAUGGCUGUACAUCAUCGAAGGAAUCGUCACCAUUGUCUUUUCCUUCAUCUGCUACUUCCUGAUCCCGCGAUCCUACGCGACGGCCUACUUCUUCAACGACGAGGACAAGGCCGUGCAGAAGCAGCGCCUCGAGCUCAUGGAAUCCUACAGCGGCGGCGACGGCAAAUAUACCAGGAAGGACGUCAAGAACGCCAUGCUCGACAUCAAGACGUGGCUGCACGGCUUCAACCAGGUCCUCAUGUCGACCAUCAUUUACGGCUUUGGGACUUUCCUCCCCAUCAUCCUCAAGGACGGGUUCAACUACUCGACCAAGAAAUCCCAGUAUUAUGUUAUCCCAGUUCAAAUCGUCGGCGCGGUGUGCUACUUCUUCGCCGCCGCCCUCUCGGAGAGAUACAAGUCGUAUUUCCCAUCACUCGUGAUAUCCGCGCCGCUCGGUAUUGCCGGCUACGCGAUUCUGCUGACCAAGCAGCACGCCAGCGUGUGGUACGGGGCGACGUACAUGAUCGCGUCGUGCUGCUACAUCAUCACGGGGACGAGCAUCGCGUGGCACGGGAUGAACAUCGCGCCGGACGGCAAGCGCGCGGCUGCCAUGGGCGUGCACCUGGGCCUGGCCAACAUCGGCGGCAUCAUAGCGGGCCAGAUCUACCGGUCCACGUCGGCGCCCAGGUUCCUGCUCGGCCACGGCUGGAGCUUGGCCUCGAUCGGCACGGGCUUCAUCUGCUGGUGGAUCCUCUUCUUCAUCUACAAGCACCGCGAGGCCAAGAAGGCCAAGCUGGUCGCCCAGGGGUACGUCGUCCCCGAGGGAGAAUGGACCGAUCGCUCUCCGGGGUUCAAGUACCAGCUCUGA